This is a messenger RNA of Labeo rohita (rohu), 8088 nucleotides long. It is a transcript of the gene pdgfrb, whose product is annotated as platelet-derived growth factor receptor, beta polypeptide. Gene Ontology annotation, biological process: cell chemotaxis; positive regulation of smooth muscle cell migration; protein phosphorylation. Lineage: Eukaryota; Metazoa; Chordata; Actinopteri; Cypriniformes; Cyprinidae. The record is from RefSeq and is a predicted model, not a curated record. Gene Ontology annotation, molecular function: ATP binding; platelet-derived growth factor beta-receptor activity; platelet-derived growth factor binding. Gene Ontology annotation, cellular component: signaling receptor complex. The transcript is spliced from 23 exons. The coding region runs from base 384 to 3593 and encodes 1069 amino acids.
GCUCUCAGCACCAUACGCCGCUAUUGACACACCUUCCCUUCACCAAAACCGCACUUUAUUCCAAUGCAUUUUCCAUUUCUUCGCUUUGGCUCGAGCACUUCAAUGGCCUGAAAACAACUUUCUCUCCUCUUUUUGUUUCUCCUCCUUUUCUUCUCUUCAGCUGGGCGCUUUAUUGUGAGAGCUGCCAAAGUCCUUCUCAUUUCCCUGCGGCUCGUGUUUUCAGCGAAACAGAAACCGGCGACUGUUGCUGAGGAGUUCUGGCUGGGCUCGUGUUGUGUUUCUUCAGGUCUAGCGAACCUCUGGAAGACAAACGCCGCUGCGUUCAGCCUCGUUCUCAAGAGUUCUCCACACGAGUCUAAACGUGUCCCGCUCUGGAAGACAGAAUGAAGAGUUUCAGCCAGUCCCAACUGACUGCCAUGACAACAGGUUUGCUCCUGCUCUGUCUGGGUAGUUCAGCUCUGGAGCUCAGUCCCAGCAACCCUCAGGUCAUCCUCCCCAUCAACUCCUCCUACAACAUCACCUGCUCCGGCUGGAGUGACAUCACCUGGCGCUUCAAGCGGGAGGAGAAAGUUCCAGAGUUCCACAUCGAAAAGCGGAGCCCCUCCUCCAGUGUUCUGAGUCUGCAGCGGGUGACGUGGAGACACACGGGCGUCUAUGUGUGUACGGAGAACGGGACGAAUGAGACCAGAGAGGUGACCGUCUUUGUGCCUGAUCCUGAGGUGUGGUUCCUCGAGAACGAUCACCUCAUGGUGACUAAGACGAGAGAGGAAGGCACGGUCCCCUGUCUGGUGACGAAUCCCUCGAUAAAAGUCACGCUGUACGAGAAAGACUCAGAGUUUAUGGUGGAUGGUUCGUACAACCCCAGCGUGGGCUACACCGCCGCCCUGGAGGACAGAACCUACAAAUGCAAAGGAGAGCUGAAUGGAGAGGAGAAAGAGUCUGUCCCCUUCUACGUCUUCAGUAUAUUAGCUCCCGAGGCUCUGGAUCCCUACAUCAACGCCUCCAAAACUGUCCUGAAACAGGGCGAGACACUGAACGUCAACUGCACCGUUAACGGCGCGGAGCUCGUCUACUUCUCCUGGGACUUUCCCAACAAAGAUGUGGGGGACAUUGAGCCUUUGACUGACGUCCUGUCGUCCAUGAGCAUGCGGUCCUGUCUCAACAUCACAGACGUGUCUCUGGCCAGAUCAGGACUGUAUGUUUGUCACGUGCAUGAGGGUGUGGAGGACCAGAAAGCUUCAGCCAGUAUUAACAUCACAGUACUGGAAAAAGGAUUCGUGGCUCUUUCUUCACAUCUGGACAGGAACGUCUCGGCGCAGCUUGGCGAAAACGUGGAGCUGAAAGUGGAGAUCGAGGCGUAUCCCAAACCCACCAUCCAGUGGAUGAAAGACGGCGCUGCUAUUAAAGGACACAACACCAGACAGGACUACGAGACCCGGUUUGUCAGCACACUGACCCUGGUGAGGAUCCGACUGGAGCAGAUGGGACUCUACACCGUCAGUGUCAAAAACGAAGAUGACUUUAAAGAGAUGACCUUUGACUUAGAGGUGAAAGUUCCUCCUCAGAUAACUGAACUGUCUGACCAUCAGCUGCCGGGUAAGAAGCACGCGGUCACCUGUGUGGCGGAGGGAGUGCCGUCUCCCAGCAUUCAGUGGUUCAGCUGUGACAGCAUGACCAAGUGCAGUAACAGAAGUGUGGCGUGGAGCCCCCUACUGGAGGAUCCUGAGAAAAUCACCAUCCAGACUAAUGUCACCUACAACAUCACACGCAAGAUCCACCAGGUGCACAGUCAGGUGACUCUCCUGCGGCCGCAGCUGCUCACCAUCCGCUGCGAGGCCAACAACGAGGGAGGAGCUCGAGCACGAGACAUCAGACUGGUGAACAGCACCUUGUUUUCACAGGUGGCCAUUCUGGCUGCAGUCUUAGCGCUGGUGGUCAUUGCCAUCAUCUCCAUCAUCAUCCUCAUCGCUGUGUGGAGGAAGAAGCCACGCUAUGAAAUCAGAUGGAAGGUGAUUGAAUCGGUCAGUUUGGAUGGGCACGAGUACAUCUACGUCGACCCCAUUCACCUACCCUAUGACCUGGCCUGGGAGAUGCCACGGGACAGUCUGGUGCUGGGUCGGACGUUGGGAUCUGGAGCGUUCGGGCGUGUUGUUGAGGCCACUGCGUACGGUAUCGGCCGCUCCCAAUCUGCCACUAAGGUGGCCGUUAAAAUGCUGAAAUCGACGGCACGGAGGAGCGAGACUCAAGCUCUGAUGUCUGAACUCAAGAUCAUGAGUCAUCUGGGUCCUCAUCUCAACAUUGUCAACCUGCUGGGCGCCUGUACUAAACACGGUCCAUUAUAUCUGGUGACAGAAUAUUGUCGCUAUGGCGAUCUGGUUGACUACCUGCACAGGAACAAGCACAGCUUCCUCCAGUACUACGCCGACAAGAACCACAUCGCCAACGGCAGCCAGAUCUGUAACGACAGUGAUGUGCCGACCGGGAAAGAAUACGUGUCGUUCGGCAGCGAGUGUGAUGGAGGAUACAUGGACAUGACCAAAGACGAGCAGACCGAAUAUGUGCCGAUGCAGGAGCUCACGGACACUAUCAAGUAUGCAGAUAUCCAGCCGUCACCCUACGAGUCUCCUUACCAGCAAGACAUCUACCAGGAGCAAGGUCACAGGGUGGAUCGCUCUCUGGUCAUCAGUGAUUCUCCGGUUCUGAGCUACACUGAUCUGGUGGGUUUCAGUUAUCAGGUGGCCAAAGGCAUGGAGUUCCUGGCCUCAAAGAACUGUGUCCAUCGGGAUCUGGCGGCAAGAAAUGUUUUGAUCUGUGAGGGCAAACUGGCCAAGAUCUGUGACUUUGGACUGGCCAGAGACAUCAUGCACGACAACAAUUACAUCUCCAAAGGCAGCACGUUUCUUCCUCUGAAGUGGAUGGCACCGGAGAGCAUCUUUCAUAACCUGUACACCACGCUGAGCGACGUCUGGUCCUACGGCAUCUUACUUUGGGAGAUUUUCACUCUGGGAGGAACCCCAUAUCCAGACCUGCCGAUGAAUGAGCUGUUUUACAGCGCUCUGAAGAGAGGAUACCGCAUGACCAAACCCUCAUAUGCCUCUGACGACAUUUAUGAGGUCAUGAGGAAAUGUUGGGAUGAGAAGUUCGAGAAGCGUCCGGAGUUCUCCUUUCUAGUGCACACCAUGGGGAACAUGCUGUCUGACGGAUAUAAAAAGAGAUACGGUCAGGUCAGCGACAGCUUUCUGAAGAGCGAUCACCCUGCGGUGGCCCGCGUGAAGCCGCAUGUCCCGUCUCCGUUCCCGAGCGCCUUCCCUCCUCAGUCUCCCGCCUCGGAUCAGAUCCCAAGCCCGAUCCCGCGCCCGCAGGCCGCCGGAGAGACAGCUGAUACUCCUCACAACGAGUACAUCAUCCCCAUCCCUGAUCCCAAACCGGACGAGGAGACCCAGGACGAGCCGGUGCUGACGGAAAUCCCCUCGAGCUCGUUAAGUUCUGACGAGGAGACGGUCUCCAUGGAAACCCCGAGCACCGAACCCGAGCGCGAGGAGCUGCUGCCGGAUCAUUCUGGAAGUCCAGAGGUGGAGGAGAGCUUCCUGUGACACACUCCUGCUUCCUGUCAUCAUGAAGUAAUUGUAAUGUACAUUUUGAGCCGAUUUUUUAUCAAACGCAUCAGAAUGAUAUGCUAGAUUUCCUCGUGUUCUUUUAAAGACCGUCUGUGAGGGUUGAGGCUUUUUCAUUGUUUUUCUAUUCUUUUUUUUUUUACUGAAGUGGUACAGUGCAGUUUUAUCAACUGCAGAAGGCAAAGCUACAAUCAGCUGAUAUGUACAUUAGUUGUGUUAUGGUCAAUCUUCAAACUGUCGAUCAGCACACAAAUAUGAUGUGUUAUACUGUGCUUUUUGUGUUCAAAUCAUUCUCAGCAUUUUUGAAGUUAAGUGCAUAUUUCAUUUCUAUAUUCAGAGAGCUGUUUGUGACUUUUGAGUUUAACUUUAGACUUUUUUGGUCAAGAUUCUUGUAGCAAACUUGCACUUUAAUGUUUAUAAGUAAUAGAAGCAAAUAGAUUAUACACAUACCUUAUACUUUUUUUGAUUUCAUUUUCUAUUUUUACAUUGUGUAAAGGGAACGACAAAACCAUGGAAGCCUGUUUCUGCCACAGAUUAAAAUAAUAAUAAUAAUAAUUAAAAAAUAAUUUCCACUUUUUUUUCUCAAAAUCCUGAUUGUUUUCAUGCAAUUCUGAGAAAAAUGUCAGAAUUACGAGAUAUAAACUCAGUCUUUCUUUCUUGCAAUUUAGAUUUUUUUUAGACUUUUUCUUUCAAUUGCAUUUCCACCAUGGAAUAAAAAAUAAAAAAGGUAACUGCAAUUACCUAAUUGCAGAAUCUCACAAUUCAGACCUUUUUCUUUUGCAAUUUUGACUUUUUACCUCAUAAUCAUGAGUUUAUGACUCAAAAUUCUGACUUUUUUGUCACAAUUAUGAGUUUAUAUUUCAUGAUUCAGACUCUUGCCCCACAAAUACAAGUUUAUAUCUCACAGUUCUGACUUUUUUCUAUAGCUAAUGUCAGUUUAUAUCACAGUUUUGACUUUUUUCCUCACAGUUACACAUUUAUGACUCACAAUUCUAACUUUUUACUUUUGCAAAUGUAAGUUUAUAUCACAGUUUUGACUUUUUUCUUAGCAAUUACAAGUUUAUGAUUCACAAUUUUGUCUCAAAAAAUCUGAAUUUUUAAUGUAAUUGAGUUUAAAUCCCACAUUUUAGACUUUUUUCUUUUGCAAAUGUAAGACUUUUUUCUCACAAUUAUGAGUUUAUAUCUCAUGAUUCAGACUUUUCCCCACAAACACAGGUUAAUAUCUCGCAAUUCAGACUUUAUAUAGCGAACAUUUGACCCUGGACCACAAAACCAAUCAUAAGAGUAAAUUUUUUGAAAUUGAGAUUUAUACAGUAUAUGGACAAUAUUUGACCGAGAUACAACUAUUUGAAAAUCUGGAAUCAGAGGGUGCCAAAAAAAAAUUAAAUAUUGAGAAAAUUGCCUUUAAGCUGUCGAAUGAAGUUCUUAGCCAUGAAUAUUACUAAUCAAAAAUUAUGUUUCGGUAUAUUUAAGGUAGGAAAUUUGACUUUUUUCCUCGCAGUUACAAGUUUAUUACAAUUCAAAACAUUUUUCUUUUGCAAAUGUAUGUUUAUAUCAUAAUUUUCACUUUUUUCUUAGCAAUUACAAGUUUGACUCACAGUUUAAACUUUUUUUUUUUUGCAGUUACAAGUUUGUCUCAAAAUUCUGAAUUUUUAAUGCAAUUAUGAGUUUAUAUCUCACAUUUCACAACUUUUUUCUUUUGCAAAUGUAAGACUUUUUUUAUAUCACAAUUUAGACUUUUUCUUUGCAAUUACAAGUUUAUGACUCACAAUUCUUACUUUUUUCCUCACAAUAAUACUUUUUAUCUAAUGAUUCUGAUUUUUUUCCCCACAAAUAAAAGUUUAUAUCACAGUUUAGACUUAUUCACAAUUACAACUUUACGACUAACAAUUCAUAUUUUUUUUUCUUUUGCAUAUCUAAGUUUAUUCAGACUUCAGACUUUUUUUCAUUAAAAAUUACAAGUUUAUGACUCUUAAUUCUAACUUUUUUUAUUUAAUGAUUCAGACUUUUCCUCCACAAAUACAAGUUUAUAUCAUAAUUGAGACUUUUUUCUUUGCAAUUAUAAGUUUAUAUUACAAUUCAGACUUUUUUCCCAAUUACAAGUUUAUGACUCAAUUCUGACUUUUUUUCUCACAAUUGAGUUUGUAACUCAUGAUUCAGACUUUUCCCCCCACAAAUACAGGUUUAUAUCUCAAAAUUCAGACUUUUUUCUAUAGCAAAUAAAAGUUUAUGACUCACAAUUCUGACUUUUUGUAUUUUGCAAAUGUCAGUUUAUAUCACAAUUCUGACUUUUUUCUCACAAUUAUGAGCUUGUCUCAAAUAUUCUGACUUAUUAAUGCAAUUAUGAGUUUAAAUCUCACAUUUUAGACUUUUCCUCUUUUGCAAAUGCAGGACUUUUUUCUCACAAUUAUGAGUUUAUAUCUUAUGAUUCAGACUUUUCCCCACAAAUCCAGGUUUAUAUCUUGCAAUUUUGUCUGUUUUCUUUGCAAUUACAAGUUUAUGACUCUGACUUUUUUCUCACAAUUGUGGGUUGUGAAUCUCCAUUUCACACUUUUCCUCGACAAAUCGAAGUUUAUGACUCCCAAUUCUGAUUUUUUUCUUUUGCAAACGUAAGUUUAUAUCUCAAUUCUGACUUUUUUUCUCAUAAUUGCAAGUUUAUAUCUCAUGAUUCAGAAUUUUCCCCUUACAAAUCUAACUUUAUAUCACAAUUUAGACCUUUUCUUUGCAAUUACAAGUUUAUGACUCACGAUUCUAACUUUUUUCUCACAAUUAUCAGUUUUUAUCUAAUAAUUCAGACAUUUUUCCACAAAUACAAGUUAUCACAAUUCUGACUUUUUUCUUUUACAAAUGUAAGUUUAUAUCACAAUUCAGAUUUUCUUCUUGCAAAUCUAAGUUUAUUCACACUUUUAAUUCUAACUUUUUGCCUUAUGAUUUAGGCUUUUCCCCCUCCCACAAAUACGUUUAUAUCACAAUUGAGACUUUUUUCUUUUGCAAUUGUAAGUUUAUAUCACAAUUCAGACUUUUUUUUUUUUUUUGCAGUUACAAGUUUUGCAAUUAAUUAAAUUUAUAUUUCAAUUCAGACUUUUUUCGCAAGUACAAGUUUAUGACUCACAGUUCUAACUUUUUUUCCUCGCAAUUGUUAUCAUCUCAUGAUUCAGACUUUUCUUUCCUCAAAUAAAAGUUUUUAUCACAAUUCUGACUUUUUUCUUCACGAUUACAAGUUUAUGACUCACAAUUCUGAUUUUUUUCUUUUGCAGUUGUAAGUUUAUAUCACAAUUUUGACUUUUUUUUUUUUGCAAUUACAAGUUUAUGACCCCCAAUUCUAACUUUUUUCUCACAAAUGAGUUAUCAUCCUAUAAUUUAGACUUUUUCCCCACAAAUACAUAUUUGUAUGUCACAAUUCAGACUUUGCAGCUACAAAUUUACGACUCGCAAUUCAGACUUUUUUUCUUUUCAGUUGCAAGUUUAUGGCUCACGAUUCUUACUUUUUUCUCACAAUUGAGUUAUUAUCACAUAAUGCAGACAUUUUUCCCACAAAUGCAAAUUUAUAUCUCACAAUUCAGACUUUUUCUUUGCAGUUACAAGUUUAUGACUCGUAAUUCUGACUUUUUUUUUUUUAGCAAAUGUAAGUUCAUAUCAAAAUUCAGACUUUUUCAUUUGCAAUUAAAAGUUUGACUCACAAUUCUAAUUUUUUUUUCUCACAAUUAUUCGUUUACAUCUCAUGAUUCAGACUUUCCCCGCACAAAUUCAAGUUUCUCUUAUAAUUCAAAUGUUUUCCCUCAAUGUUUUUUUUUUGUCAAAAUUUACAUCUUGACGUUUUGAGAAAAAGUCAGAAUUGUGAGAUAAAAGUCGCAGUUAUCUUUUUAUUUGAUUUAUUUUAAUCCCAUGUUGGAAACAAGCUUCCAUUCACAACACGAGACAGAGUAUGUUUGUAUGUUUUUGUGCAGCUACAGAAUCAAGCUGUUCAGUGUGUGCUUCAUACUAACAGUGUGUCUGAAUGACUCACGGUACAUGAGAAAAACAUCAUUCAUCAGAUGAAUUUCAUCCAAAGCAUUUUACAUUCGAGAUCAUUUAACCUGCUCUUGGCAGGUCGUUUUCACUGAGAUAAAACUGUACAUGUGGACCAGGUAUUUCAUCUUCAAAUGAUUAGUUCAGUAUCAUCCAUAAAAGUUUAAAGUACUUAUAUGCAAAUGCUUCAUAUACCCAAACCCAGAUUGAGAAGGUGUUCAUAAAGGCUUCAUCUUGUCUGUUCGUCUUGUUCAUUCUUGAUUUUAACUCUAGGCAUUCAUAUGUAUGCACAAGGCCUUAUUAAAUUGCACAUUUCCAUACAUAUAUCACAUAGUAAUGUUACACACUCUUAAGGUACCAAAGCUUUAUGUAUGUUUACAAGUAUAUUUUUGUAUAGAUAUUUUGUACAUUGCUCUUUUACACAUCUAUGUACGAUCAAAAAUAAAAACUGUGAAAAAUUCUUUAA